Messenger RNA from Topomyia yanbarensis, 1896 nucleotides. RefSeq lists its product as uncharacterized. The record is from RefSeq and is a predicted model, not a curated record. NCBI's taxonomy places the organism in Eukaryota, Metazoa, Arthropoda, Insecta, Diptera, Culicidae. Gene Ontology annotation, molecular function: nucleic acid binding. The transcript has a single exon. Gene Ontology annotation, biological process: DNA integration. Bases 1 to 1896 code for a protein of 631 amino acids.
AUGAAUGCGUCUGAUGAUGCUACAACGUGGAAAGGCGAGCCUAAUCUAACCCCGGAUGGUCGCUGGUUUGGGGACCCUGAAGUUUUGCAUAUUAAUGAGGAGUACUGGCCGUCAUCCUCCGAUGUUAUGUACGAUACAACCAAGGAGCAACGGUCCAGUUUGGUGAUCGAGCAUCAUGUAGUUCACUCGAUUUUCGACUGGGAGAGAUUUUCGAAAUGGCACCGUUUGUCUAAAACCGUCGGGUACGUUGUGCGAUAUGUCGGCAAUUUGAAAGCCAAAGCCCGAAAACAUCCCACUACAAAGGGUCCAUUGUGCCAAGAAGAGUUGGCAACAGCGGAGACGUGGAUCUUUCGCGCGAUUCAAAAGGAGGUCUACCCGAAGGAAGUGGGCAUACUGUCUUCCAUUGGCACUCAGAAAGGAGGCUCGAAAUUAGGCUGCGACAGUAAGCUUUUCAAACUUGCUGCAUUCAUGGAUGAGAAAGGGGUCAUGCGUAUGGAAAGCAGAAUCAGCCUGGCUUCGUUCGCGGCUUACGACACAAGGUACCCCAUCAUACUCCCUCGGAAUCACCACGUUACGAUCCUCAUCAUAAUGUGGUAUCAUCACAAGUUCCUGCAUGGUAAUAAGGAAACGGUGAUCAACAACAUGCUCCAGCGUUUCCACGUAUCCUGCCUACGCGUUGUCGUUCGAAGCGUAACCAGGGAGUGUCAGCAAUGCAAGAUUCGCAAAGCGAAACCAUCGAUACCUAGGAUGAGCCCGCUACCAGCUGCCAGACUAGGAGCAUUUUUCCGGCCAUUUACAUUCGUCGGUCUGGAUUAUUUCGGGCCAAUGAUUAUUCGAGUCGGUCGUAGCAACGUGAAACGAUGGGUUGCGUUAUUCACGUGUCUUUACAUCCGUGCCAUGCACCUAGAAGUCGUGCAUUCGCUUUCAACCGAGUCAUGCAAGAUGGCUAUUCGGCGUUUUGUAGCCAGGCGUGGCUCACCAUCAGAAAUAUACAGCGAUAAUGCGACAAACUUUCUCGGCGCCUGCAACGAACUUCGAAGCGAGUUUAAAAGUAUUAAUGAAAGCCUGGCGGAGACUUUCACAAACGCCAGUACGAGAUGGCUUUUCAUCCCUCCGUCCGUUCCGCAUAUGGGUGGCGCUUGGGAGCGGAUGGUACGGUCAGUUAAAACAGCUUUCUACGCGAUAACAACUACCAAGCUUCCAACGGAAGAGAUGUUCGGUACAGUAUUAGUGGAGGCCGAAGGUAUUGUCAAUUCCAGGCCUUUGACCUUCCUAGCUUUGGAUGAAGGCAACCAAGAAUCAUUAACACCCAACCAUUUCCUCCUUAUGAGUUCCAACGGAGUUGUGCAGACACCGAGGAAAAUCUACGAGUCGAAUGCCAUGUGUCGGAGUGACUGGGACCAUUGUCGUCGCAUGGUGGAUCUAUUCUGGCGGCGUUGGAUCCGCGAGUAUCUGCCUGUAAUAUCAAGAAGGACAAAAUGGUUUGGGGAAGUAAGGUCGGUGAAGCAAGGAGAUUUGGUAAUAGUCGUUGACGAUGGACUUCGCAAUGGAUGGGUGCGUGGACGCGUUCUGAAGGUUCGGCCAGGUCGAGACGGUCGAGUGUGCCAAGCGUGGGUGCAGACAUCAUCCGGAGUACUUCGAAGACCGGUAGCGAAACUUGCGGUGCUAGACCUGGACUCUGGUAAAACUGGUGCUCGGAGGGGUGACAAGUGUUACGGCCCGGGGAAUGUUACGGUGGAUAUGACCGAACCCGUAAGUCCCCUCGGACGUAGCGUUAUUCCUGCGACUGACAGUGACAGGCAAGACAGCUCGAGCUCGAUCUGUCAUAUGAUUGAAGGCAAGUCAUCAUCACCCGGCAUAGAGAAUAGCAGAUUAAGCGUGGUAUCAUUUAUUUAA